CAUCUUUUUAGACCGUAAAAUAAUAUAUGGCGUGGUCGGUCGGAUUUAAUGAAGAGUAUCAAAAAAGGAUCAUCAAAUUUUAGUUUUUUUCUAGGUUAUUAAUCACAUGCGAAGAGGUCUCGUUGGACGGACUGUCGACUACAAAAUUAAUUUCAAUGAAAUACAAAGAAGAUAACAUAAUUUAUCUAUUAAAUAUUUAACACAGAGUGCCUCACAUGAUUUAAAUAAAAAUCAGUUUCAUACUCUUCAAGCAACUUUGCUUUUUCCUCAGUUCCCUUUCUACCGCUCAAAUGUCACAACAUUCAAAAUUCAGUUCUAAAUCAUCAGUUUUUAUUUUCAAUAACAAUUUGAUUCUACAAUUGUUGAUUAAUUUAUUUUAUAAAAUGAAAUAUUUCUAAAACGCGCAGAAGCCUUUAAAUGCAUACGAAUAAAGCGAAGUUUAGUAAAUUCAAUUUCGGCAGCUGCUUUGAUUCACCAUUCACACGAGGACAUAAUGAAAGAGACGAAACGAUCACAGCAACGACAACUACAGCCACCAGCACCACGACAGGCACAUCGAGACGCCAACAAACGCGUAACUGUGAUCAUGCGCGACUGGGUGUCUUCUGUGAACCGGUCAAACUGAAUGUCUACGAUAUAUUGCGUAUCAAUGAGUUGUCCUCCUACAUCGGGCUCGGCGUCUUUCAUUCAGGUGUCGAAUUGUAUGGCAGCGAAUUCGCUUAUGGCGGUCAUCAAUUCCCUUUCACUGGCAUUUUUGAAAUGUUGCCACGCGAUUACGCGGAUCUGGGGCCGAAUUUUCAAUUUCGUCAGACGGUACAACUGGGUUGUACGCAAUUCACCAACGAUCAGGUGUAUCAGAUUGUCGAAGAGUUGGGUCAGAAAUUCACUGGCAACUCGUAUCAUUUGAUACAUAAUAAUUGUAAUCACUUCUGUGAUUAUAUGGCGCAAUUUCUUUGUGGUAAAGGUAUACCUGGUUGGGUGAAUCGUUUGGCAACAAUUAGCGGUUAUGUGCCGUUCUUGCAACGUCUACUACCACGCGAUUGGCUGACGCCACGUAGUACGUUGCACGAAAGUGUAACCAUUUUGGAUAACAGUAAUGCAACUUCUUAUGCGAAUGUGUUGAAUAAAGAGAGAUGAAUUUAAUGAAA
Messenger RNA from Zeugodacus cucurbitae (melon fly), 1148 nucleotides. Its product is annotated as deubiquitinase DESI2. The coding region runs from base 418 to 1137 and encodes 239 amino acids. NCBI's taxonomy places the organism in Eukaryota, Metazoa, Arthropoda, Insecta, Diptera, Tephritidae. Gene Ontology annotation, biological process: protein deubiquitination. The transcript has a single exon. The record is from RefSeq and is a predicted model, not a curated record. Gene Ontology annotation, molecular function: deubiquitinase activity.